Sycon ciliatum is the source of this 4862-nucleotide messenger RNA. RefSeq lists its product as uncharacterized. The record is from RefSeq and is a predicted model, not a curated record. The transcript has 7 exons. Gene Ontology annotation, cellular component: membrane. Bases 413 to 4000 code for a protein of 1195 amino acids. Lineage: Eukaryota; Metazoa; Porifera; Calcarea; Leucosolenida; Sycettidae. Gene Ontology annotation, biological process: transmembrane transport. Gene Ontology annotation, molecular function: ATP hydrolysis activity; ABC-type transporter activity; ATP binding.
ACUAAGUCUUUCUCUCUGAGUCUGAGUCUCUCUAGCUCUCUCGUCUAGUCUAUGCAGAUCUUGGCCUACGAUUAGAGUACGAGGCCGAGGAUCUACAACGUCAUGUUCUACCUGCGGAGAACAUGACCAUCAUGCUGUGCGAUAUGCUCGGUACGAGUCGUACACAGAGGGUACAAAACUGAUCUCAAGCUGAGUGCGGUCGACGUCGUCCUACGUGUCUGUGUGCCGUCCAAUCGUCCAUUCAAUGGGAAUGAACUCUUCAAGUAUUAGUUGCCGAAGUGCUUUCCACGGAUUUUUUCUCCAGGCCUACGUUGCAAGCAGCAUGCUAGCAGCAGCAGCAGCAAGCUCUGUACUGUACUUGCGUUGUAGCUAGGUUUGUCUGCUUGCCUUGUCCCGCGAGAAGACGCCUGCAAUGGGUGAAGGAAGCAUGUCCCUUGCAGGACUGUCAGCUCUGCGGACGUUGCUGCUGCUACUGAUUCUUUUGCCCGUCCUCUGUAAAGGCAUAUGUGUGGAGAAUGGCGAGAGACCGGUGCGACGCCUCAAUCUAAACUGCACCGGCUCUCCGUUCGCCAGCUUCUGCUGCAGCAGUCCGUCAGAGGCAGUGAAUAGUAGCUCAUGUCUGCCAAGACCAUGGAGGCACAACGCCUGUCACGGUGGCUACUACGCAGGGGCUGACAACGCAACGCUACCGUGCCCGGACGGCUUCUUCUGCCCAGAGAAUGCCCUGUGUAUGGUGCGCUGCUCCGUGGGUGCCUACUGCAAGCAACACGUUGCUGUUCAGAAUGAGACUGGCCAAUGCUCAGCGACCAACUCAGAAACGUGUUGUCAGCCAUACGCGGGAAGUGAGAGAUGGGUGCAGGGUGCCAACAGUAACACGUCGAGCAACUCUAGUGCUGGGAGUUACAUUGCGUGUGGUGGCGCCAAUGCCGACCAACCGUGCCGUUCGGGAUUCUAUUGCCCAACACCGGUGGAGAGGAUACAGUGCCCGCAGGGCCAUUACUGCCGCGAGGGCUCGGACAAGCCACACGCGUGCCCUACACUGUCAUUAUGCAGCAAGAGUUCGAGUGCACCCAAGGCAAUAGCCAGCAGCCUGGUGGUUUGCAUAGCCGUGGCCAUGCUACUGGUUGGCAUUGUCGUUCUCUUCAGAAAACGGCAAUGGAUACGACACCAGAUCAUUGACUACCUGAGAGAACACAAUGUCAACAUCGACGAGAACGGAACAUACGAGGUGGUAGACGUGGAGGAGAAUAACGACACUGGUGUCGUCCUCAGCAACGACUGGUGUCAUAGCCCUCCAUGCUCACCAAGACGUACCGGAAUACAGCACGCUCAAGUCCGCAGCACUCAGACAUGGGUCACUAGCAGCAGUCAAGGGCAAUCGCUCACGGAACCCUCCGAUUCCCGUCGGCUGAGCGGAGAUGACGGGGAUGUGUUUGCUGAGCCUCAUGACCAACUGCCAGCAUCACCAGUUUCUUCCCUGCCACCACCACCCCCGCCACCACCACCCCCACCACUGAUGUCUUCCUUACCACCAUCACCCCCACCACUGAUGUCUUCCUUACCACCAUCACCCCCACCACUGAUGUCUUCCUUACCACCAUCACCACCGUCACCACCGAUGUCUUCCUUACCACCCCCACCGCCGAUGUCUUCCUUACCACCAUCACCACUGAUGUCUUCCCUGCCACCAUCGCCAGGAUUCACACUGAAUGUAGCAAGCUUUCUUAACCCGUUGUCAUUUGCUCAGUCUCCACCCAGUAAUGUGGUAUCGCCACUACAUAGCACACAUCUUAGUGACUCAAAUUCCCAGUCCAGUCUACCCGAAACGCAUAUAAAACAGCAGGAACAGCAGCCGGAGGAGGAUGAAGUGGAGAAAUAUCUCCAGGAGGUGCAGGAGCAGCAGCAACAACAACAAAACCACCACAACGAGCAGCAACAACAGCAGCAGCAGCAACAGCAACAACAACAACAACAACAACAACAACAACAACAACAACAACAACAACAACAACAACAGUUCCGGGAAUUAACUCGAGAGGAGGGCAGGGCUUCUUCUCGAAGCAACAUCAUCAAUCGCCAAGAACCACAUGUGCGCAUUCGAACUACAUCAAGCACAAUCUCUGUUCUCAUGUGGAUGGCGGGUGUGACUAAAAAAGAGACGGCCAAGAGGAGCAGUGCUGGAGACACAAUUGAUGGAAAUGCAAGUAAGUUGCAAGCCUACAGAGACGUGAUCAGGGCGAAGAAAAAACAGCAUACCAUCCAUCUCGAGUUCGAGAAUUUGUCGCUGAGACUCCACGGACGCCGCAAGAAGAAAGUUGUCGACAACGUCAGCGGCAGCAUAGAGCCGGGCAAGCUUACAGCCAUCAUGGGCGGCUCGGGAACUGGAAAGACAUCCCUCCUCAACUGUUUGUGCGGUAAGGCAUAUUACGCCACGAGCACGGGCGCGCUGCGAAUAAACGGCAAGGGGGCAAACAGCAUUGAGCAGUACCGGACCGUGCUGGGCUUCGUACCCCAGGACGAUGUCAUGCACACCGAACUGACCGUACACGAGGUGUUGAUGUUCCAGGCACUGCUGCGGUUACCACGUCACAAGACACGCAAAGAGAUUGAGAAAGAGGUCGGCGACAUUGAGGAUCUCCUGGGGCUGUCGAAAAUACGUGAUUCAGUUAUUGGCUCCCAGUCGGCAGCAAAGAAGAUCUCUGGUGGCCAGCGCAAACGUGUCAAUAUCGGAAUGGAACUUGUGGCAGACCCAACCAUCCUGUUCCUAGAUGAGCCCACCAGCGGUCUUGAUAGUGUCACCAGCAGAGAGGUAAUUGAGCUGUUGAAGCUCAUUGCCAGUGAAGGAAAUCUGACCGUUGUAACCGUCAUACAUCAGCCACGAUACGAUAUCUUUGUACAGUUCGAUAGCACCAUUCUGCUGGAGAAAGGCGGACGCAUUGCCUUUCAGGGUUCUGCACAAGAGGCACAGGAUUUCUUCACAUUCAUUGGCUACGACGACCGGCCGAGUCACACGAACCCCGCAGACUACUAUCUGGACUGUAUAUCUGCACACUUGGAGCGAAUUGAGAAGCGUCGAACGGACGGAUACACCAUGGAGAUCGACACGAUAGCAGACCUCUGGGAGGCUGAACAGAGGAGGUGCCCCAGACCGAAACUGGAAUUUCCGACUCAGCCGUUCAAACCUAUCCAGAGGCCAAUGAUUGCCGUGCAAUUCCUCUAUCUGCUUGUACGCUUCUUACUGCUAACGGUGAGGACCUGGUCGGUGUUUCUCCUAGACGCUGGUCUAGUAGUACUCUCUGGGUUCAUCCUGGGUGCUCUGUUCACCGAGAUUACGCUGGAGAAAUCACUCGUAGCCAAUGUCAUGACGGGAUUAGCGGUAGCGUUGACCGGCAUGAUUGCAGGUCUUCGCCCGUUCGGUACCAACGAGACCAGGCCACGGUUUUGGCGCGAGAGCUCGGCCGGCAUCAACCGUUUCGCCUACUUCUGCUCCGUCAACGUCGGACAGCUUCCCUGCAUUCUACUCUUGCCCGUUUUCUUCUUGUCUUUCUACUACCUGUUGACGUCGCCGCGGGCACCGCUCGGAUCCUAUUUCGUGGUGUACAUGUUCACGUACUGGGCGGCGACCGGCAUCGGCUACGUGCUCUCCACCGUGCUGCACCCUGAUAACAGCAAGAUGGCGGCCGUGGUCAUAACCCUCAUCUCGGCAGCCGUGUGCGGCACGGCAACCACGACUAUCUGCAAGCUCCAGUCCUACACGUUCGUCGGACCCUUUAUCUACAGUAUAGCAUACAGCAAGUGGUUCUCCGAAGCACUCUUUGAAAUCGAGGCCAACGAGCACUCGCCAAUUCUGAGAUACAACGUGGAGUUCUUAGCCGGCCUCAACGACUACAGCUUGGAUAACUUUGGAUUCUGUCUGACCGCACUGUUCAUCAUCGGCGGGGUCACACGAGUGUUGGCUUUCAUCCUGCUUGUCUUCAGACAUCGAGGCAAGCAGAAAUAGUGCUUCCCCACAUCAAGCUGAACAGACAGCUCUGAACAUAAUAAUUAUGAUCAACUGCAACACAGGCCUAGAAUGAGAUGUACACGUGUGCACAUGGAACGACAGAACGCUCAUCAUUUCCUGGACUUUUUAUUCAGAACUGAGCACCUUCACUGAAAGGUAGAGACACCGGUCUUAGAUGGUCUGUAAUCAACACCCAGCGCAUAUGGUUGUAAAAUGUCAAUGGACCGUCAGUACUUUUGGACAAGCAUGUCUUUCACCACUUCUCACGUGAGAUCUUCCAGCAGUCAUACGGAGAUCACACUUAACCACAUCUCUCUAUUUUUCGCCAUGGUUUCAAUUUCUUUAAGUCCAGUUGGUCAUCACACAUACGCAUGCACAUACACACACACACACACACAGACGCGUGGACACACACACACGCACGCGCACACACACACACAUACACACUAUGCCUAUGGACCUUUUGUCAAUUAUUAGCCGGUCCUCAGUCUGAUGACAGCGAUUCACUGUUUCAGCAGUCUUGCACAAACACCCGAAAACAACAGAUGAUGAUGAUGAUACGUGUCCUGACUUCAUAACAGUUGACAAGUCAAGAGGUUUCAUUCAGAUCUGCUGUUUUCCAUUGGAGUAGAUUUAGUACUUCCAAGUGUUUCUUAUCACAGUCCAUGCAUGCAUGGCUGUCUCCACCUAGCACAGUCGACAACACUUAGUCCAGGACACAUGUAGACUAUCUGCUUGUACAUCACUCGAUCAUGCCUCUCAAUCCCGCUUUAUAUCGUGUCCCAUCUAGCCAUCUAACGUAUUGACAUAUGCUCUUAUAUACAUGUAAGAACCUGCGAAUAUCUUCAAAUUUACCAAA